Messenger RNA from Ostertagia ostertagi, 3753 nucleotides. The record is from the annotation of a GenBank genome assembly. Lineage: Eukaryota; Metazoa; Nematoda; Chromadorea; Rhabditida; Trichostrongylidae.
UGCUCACCCAAUGCAUUGUGUACUGACACGGAAUCGGGCUACGUCUGCAGGUGUAAGCCAGGAUAUGUCGACUACUCGCCUAAUGCGCAAAGCUUCCCUGGUCUCGUAUGCAAGGAGUUGGUGAACGAAUGUUCUUCCCCACGUCUGAACGACUGUGACCAGAACGCCAUUUGUGUGGACACCGUUGAGGCUUACACCUGUAUCUGCCGACCUGGAUACACCGACAUGGAUGAGUUCAGAAAUCCGGGACGACGCUGUCAUAAAGAAAAAGACCAAAACGACCGCUGCUCCGUCGGCAAGAACGAUUGUGAUAGGAAUGCUCGUUGCACACAAAUAGGUGACGACGACUACACCUGCGCCUGCCAUGCGGGCUUCAAAGACAAAUCGCCAUCGCCAUCUCGUCCAGGCCGAGUGUGCAUCCCUGUGAUUCCUGAGUGUGACAAUCCUACACUAAACGACUGUGACUCACCGGACAGAGCAAUUUGUACCGACACUGAUGAAGGCUACAUGUGCAGGUGUCGUCAAGGUUUUCUGGACAUUUCGCCAAACAUCGCUUCGAAGCCAGGAAGACUCUGCAAGCCAAUGCAAAACGAGUGCGCCCUGAGGAUAGACGAUUGCGCCCGUGACGGUGGCAUCUGCGAGGAUACGCCAGACUCGUUCCUCUGCCGCUGUGCCAUCAACUACCUCGAUGUCUCCUUUGACAAAGUGAACAGACCGGGCAGAAAAUGUGCAAACGAUACAAAACGACUGGCUCACGAGAGCCAUCUGUUACUGGACACAGAGGACAGCUACAUGUGCGCUUGCCCUCCUACUCACAUCGACCUUUCUGCAGAUCCGAUCAACCGUCCUGGGCGGAAGUGUCUACUUCGAAUUAACGAAUGCACUUCGAAUCGCCAUGACUGCUCUCCGAACGCCGACUGCAUGGACACUCCGGAGUCCUACAAGUGUCGCUGCCGCGACGACUUUGUCGAUGAAUCGCCAGAUGUCGUAAGUCGUCCCGGGCGGAUCUGCCGGCCGGCGCUCGUCGAUGAAUGCCGACUGGGCAAGCAUGACUGUCAUAGUGAUGCUUUCUGUCAGGACCUACCACAAGGUUACACGUGCAGAUGCAAACCGGAGUUUCUGGACCAAUCCCCGAAUCGGGCCACUCACCCAGGUCGAAUGUGCGUGCCACGUCCUACUCCACCUCCUCCAGAAUGCAAGGCACAUCUGAACGAGGUGUGCCGACUGGUGAACAGCGAGCCGAAGUGCGCGUGCCCUAUCAACUACCAAAGGGAUUCGUCUGGCUCGUGCUCAGUGAUCAACGAGUGCGAAUUCCCACAACUAGUUGAUUGUCAUCCUUCUGCUGACUGCAUCGAUCAGUUGGCCGGAUACACCUGUGCCUGCCGGCCAGGAUUCAAGGAUAUCGGAGAGAAACCCGGACGACUGUGCAAACCCUUGGUGAACGAGUGUCAAUUCCCUCAUCUGAACGACUGCCAUCAGCACGCCCAGUGCAUCGACCAGGAGGAGGGAUACGAGUGCAGAUGUAAUCAAGGAUUCAUGGGUCGUUCACAUGGGCGACCAGGAAGAAUUUGCAAACAGCUCAUAGACGAAUGUAUCGACGAGGAGGAGGGCUAUCGUUGUGAGUGUCGCGAAGGAUUCCUGGACGUAUCGCCUUCGCCCCAAUUCAAAGGAAGGAGCUGCAGGCGAUUUGAGAACGAAUGCGAGACUGGUAAGCACGACUGCGAUCAGUCGGCUAUCUGCCACGACAACGAGCAGUCGUUCUCAUGCGAAUGCCCCACAGGCUUCGUUGACAGGAUCCUCCCAACAAACUACAUCGCCCUGGACGAGUUUGUGGACGAGUGCUCAACCGGACGCCACACCUGCAGCGCCCAAGCGGAUUGUCGUGACCUGGAGGAAGGAUACACCUGCGAGUGCCGCGAGGGAUACGUAGACCGUUCACCCAAUCUGGCUAGUCAACCCGGACGCGUGUGCAGUGCUCCAGAAGUUUGCCCAUCAAACCACGACUGUAGCUCAGCAGCUGUCUGUGAGCCACUGGGAGGCAACAAAUACCAGUGCUCCUGUAUUCAGGGAUAUGUUGAUCAGUCACCGAACGGACAGAAGGGACGUAUCUGUGUGAGAAACAACGCAUGCCGAGAUCCCAAGCUGAACACGUGCUCACGGAAUGCAAUUUGCUACGAUGAGGCCAGGGGCUAUCGUUGUGAAUGCAUCCGAGGGUUCAUCGACCGAUCUCCCGACCCAGCUCUGCGUGGACGAGUCUGUGAACCUCCGCCACCACCGACGCCUCCACCUCGUCAUCCUUGUCAAGAUCCAAAUCUCAACGAUUGCCAUGCAGCUGGCUCCUGUAGAGCGACUGGAGGGCAGUCGUACACUUGCGAAUGCCUUCAAGGAUACGUUGAUAAAUCCCCUGAUCGGAAUAAACCGGGACGCCUUUGCAUUCUCACGGAACCCGUCUGUCUCGAUAAAAGCGAAGUGUCAGGUCCCGAAAAAUACACCUGUCAAUGUCGUGAUGGGUACAUCGAUCAGUCACCAAAUCGGAACACACGUCCAGGCCGAAUCUGCGUUGAAAUGGUGAAUGAAUGCCUCGAUCGAUCUCUGAACGACUGCCACUCGUUGGCCAUCUGUGAAGACAAGAGAGAAGGCUACACAUGUCGUUGUCCAGUGAAUACGAUCGACAAGCACGAGGCAAGAUCAAUGAGUGUCGGAAUCCGUCGCUCAAUACGUGCUCCCGAUUCGCAGAAUGUAUCGACAAAGAAGAACGGGUACGAGUGCCGAUGCCGUCAGGGCUACUUCGACAACGAUCGCGCUCAUCCUGGAACUCAGUGCACCUACAUCAUCAACGAAUGUGACUCGCCGAAUCUCAACGACUGUGAUCGCAACGCCAUGUGCAUCGAUCGAGAAGGAGGCUACGAUUGCAAAUGCAAGCCACCAUAUCGGGAUGAAAGUCCUUCCGGACAACCUGGUCGAGUCUGUCGACUGAAUGAAUGUCUCGAUAGCAGUCUGAAUAACUGCGAUCGUAAUGCUGAAUGCCAGGAUAUGGACGAUGGCUACAUCUGCAGCUGCCGUGAAGGAUACUACGACCAAUCGCCGAAUCCUCAGGAGCCAGGACGUGUCUGUCUCGAGUUCCAGGUGGACCAGAAAAUCGAGCAGGCCACGCACACACCUGUGCAGACGCAUCCACUCAAUGACGGUCUGCCUUGUGGUCGUGAGUUCUGUAAGAUCGCUAUGGGAGAAGUGUGCAUCAGCGGAUCGUACUGCGGUUGUCGUCCAGGCGAAAGCAGAUCGGUAGCGACCGGAAGGUGUGAACGAGUGGUGGAGACACCAAUGCAGAUCCGAGUGGUCAGCCGCGAUUCUCGUCCUCUGCUUUAUUCUAGCGAGUACGGAUCCACUAAGAGCCCUCCCUAUGUUGAAAUUGUGGACAUGUUCCAGAUAUGGCUAGAACAUUCGGUGGGAACAAUCUAUGCCCCUCGAUACGUCAACACAAAGGUCGAGUACAUCACUCAUCCGAAGACAGUCAACAGCUCUUGGCCAGAUGGUCUUCUGUUCAAGUACGACGUGCAGACAACUCCAUCAAAACAGCAACCCAUUGAUAAAUGCGACCUGUGGAAGCAAAUGAUGGCCUCGUUACAGCGCACAAAUGGGGUUAUCGGCGGUCGUUCGCUGCGAAUCGCUGACGACAGUGAACUGUUGAAUCCUUGUCGAACAGAAGAACCUCUGGGUGAGUGCGGUGGAAAAGACUGCAACCUCAAGCUUGGC